AGGAAAAAGUUCUAGAAACCCACACCUGAAGAAAUGAUGCCAUUGCAUGCUGGUUGGUAAAAAUUUUUCCUUUUCAGAAAAGCAACUUUUUAAUCCAAAAGUUGUCGUCGGCAAAGUAUGGGAAUGGCAAUCUUUACUGUGUUGGUAUUUCUUCUGGGGAGGUAUUAACAGUCUACGUCAUCCAAUUGCGGACAGUUGUCUUGUUCUUUCCCUCCCUGAUCUUCCAUUGUCCCCUCUCUAUCUCUCUCUCUCGACUUCCCAGCUGUAGUUUCCUUCUUUUUGUUCUUUCUUGACCUCGCCACUUCCGGGUUGGAGAUGGGUUUCUUCCAGUUUCAGCUUUGAUGAUGGAGUGGAGUGUCCAAACAAAGAGGGUAGCAUUGUUAUCUUCCACAGGGUUAAACCGAUUGCCUCCAAAGUUUCCACCAUUGUAGAUCAGAGCAGGGCACCGACAGUCCUACGAAAUUAAGGUUGUUCAGCAGGAGAACAACCAUCUGAUUUUAUUUUCCUUGGAAAAUGAAAGCUCUCUUUUUUCUCCUUUGAACUUGGUUUUGCUUCUGGUGAUGAUCUCCCAAUUUGGGUGUUCUGAGCAAUUUACAUUCAAUGUUCUGCUUCUUAGCUUCUCUCCCCCACCCUUGCGCAAAUCUUGAAAUUCUACAGAUUUCCAGUUCCUCCUCCAAUCUUCUUUUUCCUCCUCUUUACUUGUGCAGAAGUAGUGUGGGUUGACACAUGUUUUUGAUUACCAGAGCAGUGAAUUUUUGGCUUUUUGAUGAGGUUUUUGUUUUGCAAAUUACAUUGCCCUUUCAUCUGCUUCUGCAAACCUGCUCCUCAUAUUUACACACCGGGACCACUGAAAUUGGAAAGUGCCCCUCAUGUCCCUCCUUCCACAGUUGUCUCUGUCCCUGAUGCUUCUCAUCAGUUGUCUGCUCAGACCAAUGAGGUCAAGCAUGAUGAGCGGCGGCAGCAACAUCAACAAGGCGAAGUUGGUAAUUGCGUCAAGAGUAGUCUCAAGAAGGCAACUUUGGAGACCAAAGAGUCGAGGAAAAAGCAAGUCCAAUGGAUGGAUUUCAUGGGGAAAGAACUUUCUGAGGUCAGAGAAUUUGAGUCAAGUGAAAUACACGACAACUACAAAGAUGCAGAGACAAAUAGAGGCUGCGUCUGUGUCAUUCUUUGAUCAGACCGGAGAGAUGAAAGAACAGUUUGCGCUUCUCGUCUCCACAUUGUGUCCACCUGCAUCGGUGAGCUAGACAGUUCUCUGCAUCGAUAUCGACUUCCUGAUCGAGUACCUCCAUCAAUUGCAGCAAUUCCGGCUCCGGAUUCGACACUUCAUUAUGUUGAAUCAAUCUUGCAGAUCUAGGCACUUGAUCCACGAAAGUGCAUCUGAAGUAUCGUUUGAAGCCAACUAAAAGACAUAUACAAGAAGAGGGAUUCAUACCAUAGAAAUUCACUUUUCCUUGAUCUGAGAAUCAGACAAUGUUUCCUCGUUUCGCCACCAUCAGUUACAUGUUGCGUUUCCAAGGUUAGGAUGCAGGGGUUCAUCUUGAUGUUCUUUCUAUCGUGGCAGCC
Molecule: messenger RNA, 1563 nt
Organism: Rhodamnia argentea
Lineage: Eukaryota; Viridiplantae; Streptophyta; Magnoliopsida; Myrtales; Myrtaceae
Exons: 2
Coding region: 767-1171 (134 amino acids)
Source: RefSeq, a predicted model, not a curated record